UCCUAUAUCUCCGAGUGAGGCUCCGGCUCAUUCUCUCUCGUUCGGGUGGAGCCGAGUGACGCCUCUUUAAGCGCCGCUGCUGUUGCCUGUCCUCAGUGCGGCAGCUAGCUACCAUGGAAGUGCAAUUCGCUCCUUUAAGACCCUGGGAUGAUUUUAUUUUGGGUUCGGCUCGCUUUGCCCAGCCGGAUUUUCGAGAUUUGGUGAAAUGGAACAAUCGAGUGAUCAGCAACCUGCUGUACUACCAGAGUAACUACUUGGCCAUGGCUGUCUGCAUCUUUGUAGUGAUCGGGUUUAUGAGUCCCUUGGAGAUCAUCCUAGGUGGAGCAGUGGUAGUACUGAUAUUCAUGUGUUCCAUGUGGGCUUCUGAAAAUAAGGCAGCUAUCGGUCAUUUCAAGCGUCGGUACCCAACUACGUUUGUCUUGACCAUCUUGCUGAUGAGCUACUUUUUCAUUUCCAUCGUUGGUGGAGUGAUGGUUUUCUUGUUUGGAAUCACUUUACCGUUACUUUUGAUGUUCAUACAUGCUUCCCUGCGGCUUCGUAACUUGAAGAACAAGAUUGAAAACAAAAUGGAAGAGGUCGGACUGAAGAAAAGCCCCAUGGGUAUCUUUCUGAAUGCACUUGGUCAGGAACAGGAACAUUUCUCUAAAUUUGCAGAUAUGUUGGCAGCUCAAAACAAAGACAAAUGAGUAACUUAUUCAUUUUGCACCUUAAUUUGGUAUAUGUUGUGCAGUAUUCCUGGAAUAAUAUUUUGCGAUCCACAACCUGAUAGUGAUAUUCCAUUGACAAGUAUUCCAAAGUACAAGUGGAUGGUGGUGUUUUUUUUGUUUGCAGAGUAAAAUGUAUUGUAGAAAAUGAACUGCUUGAUAUUGUGCCAGGCUGUACUUUUUUUGGCUUUAUGUAUUUUGAAGAAGUUUUGUUAAUUAGUUGCUAGCUAACAGCCAACAUUAUAAUCAUUUACCUGGAUGAUGUGUAUACUUGUGCACUUUUUUGUUGUAGUAUUGAACUUAAUUCUGUUAAUUGGUUAAGCUCCUGUUUUAGGGUUUAAGGAUGAAAUCUUAAAAUACAUUUUGAUUCAUAGGUAUGUAAGAAUCAGAAUACAUAGAUCUGAAUCUAUGGUGUUAUAUGAAAGCACGUGUGAUAUCUUCACAAUCUUGGUUUCCAAACUGUUUCAAAUGUACAAAAUUUCACACCCUUUUGUUCAGUGUGAUGUUGCCCACGGAUAUGAAUGAAAUACUUUUUGUAUUGCUUUUUGACUAUAGGUAUAUGGGGAAAUAAUAUGACCAAUUUAUCUUUAAUGUGCAUUCACUUGAUUUUUGAGGACACCCAGGUGAAUAGGGAUUAACGUGUGAAAUUGGGCUUGAAAGGCUCAGUGAAAUGAGGAAAACAUCAGCUCUUACAUUCUUAGCAAACCAUUAACUGUAAUAGCAGAAAUCAUUUGCAAAACUGGGUAAAUCCUACAUUAGAAAAAGCAGAAGCCACACCACCAGGUAGAAUGUUAAGCACAUGCCACCUCAACAUCCAUUUCAGUUCUUACCCUAUCUAAUAGGCCAGGAAAAGUGAGUUUAAAAUCGUGCCCUUGGGGUUUUUGGCUCAUUUAUUAAUAAAAAUAUUGCAAUACAAUUUUAAAACAGCUGCGAGGAUGCUUGACAGACAAUUGUAUAUGAUAUUUAACUGUUUGCAAGGCCAAAGAUAUGCAACAUCUCAUGCAUGCAAUAAAGGCUACUUUAAAUUG
Carcharodon carcharias (great white shark) is the source of this 1732-nucleotide messenger RNA. Its product is annotated as PRA1 family protein 3-like. The record is from RefSeq and is a predicted model, not a curated record. Gene Ontology annotation, biological process: negative regulation of transport. Lineage: Eukaryota; Metazoa; Chordata; Chondrichthyes; Lamniformes; Lamnidae. Bases 114 to 686 code for a protein of 190 amino acids. Gene Ontology annotation, cellular component: membrane. The transcript is spliced from 3 exons.